Spirometra erinaceieuropaei is the source of this 6334-nucleotide messenger RNA. The record is from the annotation of a GenBank genome assembly. Lineage: Eukaryota; Metazoa; Platyhelminthes; Cestoda; Diphyllobothriidea; Diphyllobothriidae.
AUGCCGGCUGUCCUCUUGAAGGUUGGUCAUGUGAGUAAUGGGACCAGGUUAUGUGAGGGGCAGACAAAUACGGUCUGUUCAGCCUUUAAACCCUCCGUUCGUCUUGAUACUGUCUGAUCAUCGGAAGCAGAUACAGUGAGUGGCCGAUCUCAUGAAAUGUUGGUCAAAAUUCAGAAAUGCGUUUUGAUUAGAAAGGAUGACUUAGGUGGGGUUGUAAUACUGAUUAUCUUGCGCAUAAUCCUAUAACAUUUCGAACUCGGCAGGAUGUCGGCUUUUAAAUGCACUUCUUCUUCACCUCCUGUAAAAACCGCGUUUGGAAAAAAAGAACUACUUAAGUAGCAUGCAUUUUUCUAAUUGAUUUUCGACGUUCUUAUAAAAUCGAAUAGAGUAUAUGAAAAGCGUGAACAAAAAUAUUCUUUCUUCCACUCGUGCGACAGAGACUCUCGACAUCUUCAUAUUUUAUACUCGACGAAAGAGUAUAAUUAGGCCUUAAAAAAGUUUCCAAUUAUGAGAUUUUUUAAGACCGUGCCAUGUCUACUAAAACAGCUUCGUACAUGCUCGUUUACCACUGCUCCUCAUGAAAUGUGCAACAUAAUCCGCACCCAUUGCAAAAUUUUAUGGACUCAUUAUGGCAUCUUUUUAAAGGCAUAGAAGAAUUUAUGAUUUCCCUUACGCGGAAUGGAUGCACCUUGUAGAUUGAAAUCACUAGGCGCUAAUGCAACGGCUGAUCAGGUUCCAAAUUAUUUGGGAAUUAGAAAACUUUUUCAAAAAUUAAUUAUACUCUUUCUUCGAAUAUAAAAUAAAAAGAUGACGUGAUUCUCGAUAACAAGAGUGAAAGAAAGCAUAUUUUUGUGCAUGCUUUCUACAAAAUACAUUUGAAUGUGUAAGACCAUCGAAAAUCAGCGUGAAAAAUGCAUGCUACCGAAGUAGUCAUUUUUUGUCGAGUGUGGUUUCUGCAGGAAGUCAAAAUGAAGUCGACAUCAUGGUAAGUUUGAAAUAUUACAGGAUGAUGCCGCAUGAUAAUCAAUGCUACAAACCCACCUAAGUAAUCCUUCCUAAUCAAAACGCGUUUCAGAAUCCUGGCUAACAUUUCGUGAGAUUGGUCACUCACUGCAGGUAUGCUGGGAGAAGAUUCGGUAAAUAAUGUGCGAGGUUGCACCGCUACAAACUAAUUCGGGUACACGUCACCGCCCUGAGCCUACUUAGUUUGGCACAUGGUGGGCAUUAAGGCCGCCCCGGGAACCCAGCACGACCGCGUUUGACAAACGGUUAUCACAGGUGCAGCACGAUGGUGAAUGCGUCCGGUAAGACUGUUCUGACUCUUGAUGACAUGCGAGUAGAAAGAAAGUUGAUUACGUUGCUGAGGAACUCGUUGAACUACGGGCUGACAUAACGCAGGUUAAGGCUACAAUGGCCGAAAUUUUAACGGCCGUUCAGGAAUUACGUCUGCCUGCUGAAGCGAGACCUCCUUCACUGAAGUUGCCUCUGUGUACGAAGGAGGCUUACAAGGCUUUCAUCAGUGAGCUUGACAAGAAUGCUAGUUUCGCUCAAGACGCGGAAUGUACAUAUACUGACACUUCUUUAUUUGAAUGGAUUGUAGAUUAAACGUCUGGCGAGUACAGACGGGCGAAACGAGAAAGAGUUUGUCAGAAAUCUACUGACCACUCUACUCGGCCACCCACUAUGCCUCAGUUUCUGCUGGGGCGGAGCAAGAGAUAAGCAGGCCUUCGUCGGCAGCCCCCUUUAUGGCCUUGUUAUUGGUAGGAUAUUUAUUUUUAAGAUUACUUGUUCAGCUGCAAUUCGUGAACACGCCGCCUUCUCAAAUUGCACCGUUGACACAAUUCGCAAAAGUACAAUUGAUUGGUUCCACGGCGCGCGUGACAGAUACGGUGGCCGAUCAAAGCGGAGAGAUAAUACCACUGCAAAUGCCACGGUAAAUUAAUUGACUUGAGUCUUUAUAAGCCACUUUCAGCUUCCCGUCAGCUACAGCUCAGCCGAAGAAUAUAUGAUGCAAUCUACUUCCGAGGACACUGUAAGUGAGCGUUUCUUUAUAUCUAUUAAACCUGCAUUUAUUCGAGCCUAUCAACUUCAAAAUACUUAGAUCAUAAAAUAUACUACUAAAAUGCCUUAUUUCAAUAGUAUGUUUUUGACAAUUUAAUUAAUAGGACGCUGUGCUUUAUUUUAUUGUAGAUACCCGCCACCGACAUGGACGGAUUACCAAAUAUGUCCCUUGAGGAAACAUGACUAUUUGUACGUAUCAAAUUUUCAUCUUUAUCGAUCAAUAAAUUUUCUUUAACCAAUAAAUGCCGUUCAAGUGUGCUGAUGGAUAUGGUUCGUUGGGGGGUUUGCAAUCACGCGUGAAGGUCCGCUAACGGUCGCGGGAGAUAUUGGCUUUGGGAAGGCGAGCCGGAAUGAAACAUGACAUAUUUGGCGAAAUGGGGUUCGCUAGAAGGUAACAAGGGAUAAAAUAGGACAGAUACCGGGGAAAAUCUGUCUAGGAAAAGGGUGAUCAGGAUUAUAACGCGAGUAAUUAGACGUUAAUGGAUCGGUAUUACGGUCAGACAGUCGAAUAUGGCCAUGGGUGGGGGCAAAAAACGGUAACUAUAAGGCGUCCCUCUGCGCAUUUUUUUGUCGAUGAGGGGGCCAGAGGGGGCCACAUCGGGGAUUUGCCCCGCCAUAGCCCCCUCUCCAGCCCCCUCAUAGCCCCCUCUGGCCCCGCCAUAGCCCCCUCAUGAGGCGGGGCCAUGAGGGGGCCAGAGGGGGCUGGUGCUGGCAGGGUUGCUUGAUACAGUAGAACUUCUGUCGUAUAUUUUCUUUUCUAUCGUUUCGUAGUCGACUAUCAGGUUAGAUUUGAGAUGGAAAGGCUUGCUUUCUCUUCAGCCUAUUCAAGCGAUUAUUGCCUGGGUAAUCACAAAUAUGAGAACCUUCUACGUACUCAGGGCAAAAGCGAACUGAAUGUCUAUCUACUGGUCUUUGCUGCACUUCAUCGGAAACUAACGGGCUCCUUCCUGUUUGAAUAGCUCCCGUCAAUUCCGACUCACUUCGGUUCUGAGUAUUCUAAUAUUGACUUGGCCAGCAACUCUACUGGCUGCCUCCAUCUUUAUAGCAUCGUCCCCAGUAAUGAUCUGUGGCAUUACGUUUGACACAUCUUUAUAAAUGCCCGGAGGUAUUCUUAAAAGAACCCAACCUGCCCAGUGAAUUUUUUUCAGUUUAGCCGAACGUCACUCCCGGUGCAUUUCUAAGAUUCUUUCUUGCUCGAGCGAGCGUUUCGAAUUUGACUUGGAUGGAGACCUCAGAGGAAAUCGCGGAGAAUAUGACAUGAUCCGCCACAGAAGAGCAGCAAGCAGACGAUCAUCGCCCCCCCCCGCAUUGAGACUGAAGAGAAGCAGGCAAUCAAUAAUAAGACGCAGGCCGUUCACAUGCAAAUGAGGUCACAUCAAAGGAAGAAGUUAAAUAAAAACGGACUGACGACUGAAAAGGGAGCGACAGAAAUCGGACGACUUCGGAGUACUCGAAGAAAAGAACUCCCUAAGGUGGAAAGGCAGAGUUUAUGUUUCAGUUUAGCCAAAUGUCACUCCCGGCACAUUCCUACAAUUCUUUUUUUCUCGAAUGCUCCGCCACCAAUGAGCUAUAUUUCAGUGGUGUUCCCCAUCUAUGUUUCUUCCCUAGUGUUGAUUGGCUCAUUGAAAAAGUUUUCUUCCAUAUCCCGUCUUCCUCAUCGAAGUUGAAUUAAGACACAGACGAAUAAAGAGUCCAAAGUGCUUUAGGACUGAAUUCACUUCAGUAGUAGGGAAAAUUCGAUUCCCAGGUGGCCCGCCUGGAGAGGUUUACUUGAGGUCUGGCGGUUCAAACGGUGAAUUCGCCCAAACAUCUUAGGGGACUGGUGAGUUCUGUUGACAGCUCUCCGAAUAUGACUUACUUUGCGCGCUACGUAGGUCGUCAGUGUCGACUGCGAGAGCCUCCUCUGUCACCGUGACCUCUGUCGUCCCUGCCCUCGUUCACUGAUAAUUGGGGGACCUCGAAUAUGUGCAGCCAAGCUUGCUAACAGAACCGUCAGAUCUCACAUAAACCCAUCUCGUUAAACACCAAAUCCCUGCAAAUCAAGUGACUGCCGCUCACUAUUAACUCGUCUAACUUCAAAGUAAGCAAGGGUCAGGAAGACAUAGCCUCGUUUAUGGAUCUUGGAUAGACUCGCCCUUAUACACAGCCACAACACAAACUCGUAUCUGUACUAUGUUGUUGCUAUUCACAGGGGCUAUCCUUAACUUGUGAACUUUUUGCAGUUCCGGUCUUCUGGGAAUCUCGUGGGACCUCGUAGCUCAGGUGGCAAGAGCGCUGGCUGUACUCAAGUCCUCCCCUUGCCGUCAUGGGUUCGAAUCCUACCGAGAUGGGUGAAAAUAAAGGUUCUUGCAAUCGACCGUUGAAUUUAAUCUCAAGUGGACCCAACUGUAUCCAGGUCGGGAGAUCCAGUCGGCCACAGAGUACAUCUAAGGCUGUGAGUGCAUCUGAAAGACUGAACAGUGCAGUUUUGACGAGCCUUGGAAAUCGUUCCUGUACCCCCACAUAGUCCAAACCGACAACACUCUCACCAAUAAAACCGACUGUCCUUGCCUUAAAGUGAAGCAGGAGAAUAAGUAUUCCCUCCCCCUGUAUUGCAGGCUAGAGCUAAAGUUAGGACAUGGAAUUUCGCGCACAACCAUCUGUAGCGCAGGGGUAUUUAGUCCUGUGUUCAGCUUGCCUAAGCUCCAGGCAGCCGAACAAACCUCUGUCGAAACUUGGACAUCUUGGUAGCUCGUUUCGUCAGAUGAUGGCUCACUCUCCAAAUUUGGGCUCCUCCCCCGAUCCUUCUUGGUCCAAACCGUGAUUAAUUUGCCCAACCAACAUUGCUUCAUUGCGGAGGACGUCGCAUAUACUGCCGUAUGGCCCAAUCCAAGUGGGUUUGUUGGUGGUAGCCAUUCAACCAGAGCGCUUUAAGCGGUCAUCCUGCCUUUGCGUGGUGUCUGUUUGAAACCCUUCUCGCAGUGCGGAUAGAUUCUUAGAAUUCAUAUUUCACGCUACCAAAUGUAAGAGGACGCAAUAAGAGUGCAACUGGCACAUCUGGAUAGUCUCCUGUGAUAUCGUACUGGGCCGUCGCUUGAUAGCCACCACCUGACAUUUAUUCUUACACAUCCCCUGUUUGCCUUGUUUUAUUUCCGAGGAAGUGAAUGCGCGAACUUGGAGUAAAUCCGCCGGUAGAGACCUUUUUAGGCAUGGUAAGCAAUUGCACACUUCUAUACUACUGACUGCCUGUUGGCGGUUUGUGAAUAUUACGCGAUUAUUGCGUAGUAGCUGAUGUCUUUCAGCUCAAAUAUUCAUAUCAAAUUCUGAACCGUGCCUGAAAUGGUCAGUUCCGAAGGAUUUUCUCCAAAUUCGUGCAUUCAUUUCCUCGGAAAGUUAACAAAGCAAAAUGGAACUGGAGUUCAUAUAUAAGAAAAAACACACGGGAAGGCUGGGGGACCCACGGAUGAGUGAACCCCUCGCAGUUGCGUCAGGCAGCGGCGCAAGGUCGGCGAACCACGCGUGUCUGGGCUUCUACCUUCUACCUGUUUUUUCAGUGCGGCAAAUAAUUACAGCACCUCAUCCCUGUUUAUUAUAAUUCAGAUCAUCACACAAGGACGGUUCUGGGCCCAUCCAAACCACUGGUCUGACUUGCCUGCGUUUCGCGAUUUAACAGCUUGUCGUACACUUUUGUUCUGCCGGACAGUGCGAUGACUCCAAAGGUAUACUGUUUUGUUCAGACAACGAGUCACCGAUAUAUAGCUCUGAACAGGAUCUAAAAUGGGUCCGACAGGUCAUCGCAAACGCGAUGUACUCACUUGCUUCCUAAGAUGGGACGUAUAGGCGCUUCUAAUGUAUAUUGAGCGACCCAGACGGAUAGGUAAGGAUCCACGUUUUUCGGCCAAUCAUGUGCACAUAUGUUUGUGUCCCUAAAACAGACCACGCGGUAAACGCGGAGUCCGGCAGAUGUUAUCAGGAACGCGUAUCUACAACAAAUGUCAAUAUUCGGGGUGUGGUGUCGGGCCCAGUUGCAGGGUCCCGCGGCGCACAUUAGGAUUCUUGCCGUCCGCUCACCCCCCCCCCCCCCUUACAUUUUGUUGUCUGCUAUUUUGCCCAAGUGUUUGUUGUCCAACAGGGAAUGUGGUGGUACGCCUGGGUGCGAGCACGGUAGUGCCAGUCCCCCCCACCCCUCACCUCGAGUCUUCUUGAUUAUAUAUUGAUAGCGGGUCCGGGUGAGGAGGAGAAUGAGGAGGAGGAGGAGGAGGAGGAGGAGGAGGAGGAGGAGGAAGUCUGUUAG